UAGGAAAAGUGGAGAGAAGGAGGGAAAGAGUCAAGUUUCAAAACAAAGGCUCCACAAGGAACUGAACGUCAACCCCUCCCCACUCCCUAGCCCUCACGCCAGCAGCUAGGCUGGGCCUGGAUUUUUCAGGACACAAGCCAUCAGCUAGAAUGAGACAAAUUCUCCUGCUGGUUUGACUAAGUCUUAUGUAAAUACAUAAAUCUGUUUGGCCACCCAAAACGACCUGAUGGAAUUCACCUAAAUAAAGAGGAGAUGGCUCAGUCAAGGAGAAGAAGGCGACAUAUUGUGGAUCAUUUGUAGUUGAAGCACACUUGCCACCUUUUAAAAGUGAUCUCUGCAGCAUUCCAGAGCCACUGAAGUAUUCAUCUUGACCUGGAUAGUCAGUUUCUCUGCUAGCACAGAUUUUUAACAUGAACAAGAUUCUUUCAACCACUCUUUGCUUUGGAUUCCUAACUUUGUUAUCUGUAAUGAUUUUUUUGGAAAUGGUGCAUGGACGGCCAUAUCUUACCCAAGGAAAUGAAUUGUUUCCAGCAAAAGAAGAUACAAAUAGCAAGGAACUAUUGCUGGAUCUACUGAAUACAAAUUUUGAUUUCCAAAGACCUUCCAAUGUUGGAAUAGAACUGGCAAACAAACUGGAAGAACUUAACCAGUUGGAAAACCUAAAAGAGCAGUUCACAGAGGCAAAAGAUGCUGAGAUAUCCUAUGCUAUAGAUGGUCUAUCUUCUUCCCAUCCAAAUAAGCGAGGAAAAAACUUAACCGCGGAAGUGAGAAAUCUGCACAAUGAAAACUCUAAGACUUUGCUGAAAGAAAAUGAAGAAGACACAAAUGGAAAGAAAUCUGUGUUUAUGGAUUGGAAUAAUAAAUAUUGUUAGAAUGGCUAUAUUCUCCAAAGCCACCUUCAGAUUCAUGCAAUCCUCACCAAAAUAAAGAAGGAUACUUCACAGAAAUAGAAGAAAUAAUCCUAAAAUUUAUGUGGCACCACAAAUGACCCCAAACAGCCAAAGAUGUCCUGAGGAUAAAAGAACAAAAUCUGAUUUCAAACUAUACUGCAAAGCCAUAGUAAUAAAAGAAACAGUAUGGUACUGGCACAAAAAUAGAUAUGUAGACUAAUGAAACAGAACAGAAAGCCCAGGAUUAAAUCUUGGCAUAUAGAGUCAACUAAUAUUCAACAAGAGAUCCAAGAACAUCCAAUGGAGGAAGGAUGAUUUCUUCAGCAAAUAAUGCUGGGAAAAUUGGAGAAACACAUGCAGAACAAUUAAAUUGGACCCUAUGCCUCAUACCUCACAAAAAUUCAUUUCGAAUAGAGAAAAGACUUAAACAUAAGCUUGAUAACAUGAAACUCUUUGAAGAAAAUAUAGAGUAGCUUAUCAAUACUGGUCUUGGGAAUGACUUUGGACGUGACACCAAAAUCACAAGCAACAAAAGCAAAAAUUAACAAAUGAGACCACAUCAAACUCAACAGUUUCUGCACAGCAAAAGAAACAACAAAAUGAAAUGUCAGGUUAUACAAUGGAAGAAAAUUUGAGAAAGCAUAUAUUGGAUAAAAGAUUAAUUUCCAAAAAAUAUAAAGAAUACAACUUAAUAACUACAAAAAACCUCUAAAAACACCUAAUUAAAAUGAGAAGAACUAGAUUUUUUUCAAAAAUGAUAUCAACAUAGCUAAAAGCCACAUAAAAGAUGCUCAAGAUUCACUGAUCAGCAGGGAAAUGUAAAUCAGAACCACGAUGAGAUGUCACCUCACACCUGUUAGAAUGACUAUCAUAAAGAAAGUAAGAGACAAUAAGGGAUGGCGAGAAUGUGGUGAAAGGGAACUCUUACACACUAUUGGUGGGAAUGUAAAUUAGUCCAACCACUAUUGAAAACAAUAUGGAAAUUCUUCAAAAAUAAUUAAAAAUAGAUUUACCAUAAGAUCCAGCAAUUCCACUUCCAGGAAUAUAUCUAUAGAUGAGUGGAUAAAAUUGGUGUAUAUCAAUAGAUAAAAAUGGUAUAUAUCAAUAGAUGAAUGGAUAAAAAUGGUGUGUACACACACACACACACACUGGAAUAUUAUUCAAUUAUGAGAAAGGAAAAUAUCAUUUCCAACGACAUGGAUGAAACUUGAGCACAUUAGAAGUUAGACAAAGACAAGUUCUUUAUGAUAUCCCUUUUAUGUGGAAUCUAAAAAAAGUCCACCCAGUGAAAAAAGAGUAAAAUGGUGGUAACCAGAGGGCUGUGGAGGCAAACGGGGUUUGGAUCAGAUUGAUGAUGUUUAAGUAUACAAACUUGUAAUGAGAAGUAAAUAAGUCAUAAAAAUCUAAUGCACAGUGUAAUGAAUAUAGACAAUGAUAUUGUAUGUACUAUAAUGAUGUAAUGUGACCUAUACUACUCCAAUGGCAAUCAUAUUACAGUAUAUAAAUUUGUCAAAGUAACACUGCACACCUUAAAUUUACAAAAUGUAAUGUCAAAUUUAGCAAAUAAAAAAAGAAGAAGAAAAGGUCUCUUUGCUCUCACUUUGGUUUACUUACUUAGUUGCACUCAAUGACUUUAGCUUUUUGGCUUCAUAAGCUGACAUAAGAUGGAAGCAGCACAUUUGAAGAAACUUGGGAAGGGGAGAUGAAAAAUAAAUAAAUAUAUGGCUGUCCAAUGCAUAGCAUCCUGCUAAAAAUAGGGUUACAAGAGUGAACCAGACAGACAUCAACACCAGAAUGAUAGUGAGGGAUUUCCUUCAUGCAGAUGACAAAUGGUAGAUAAGCACUGAAGAGUUUGGCUCUACUGGGGAUAUCAUCCAUGAUACUUCCUUUCAUCCAGGUCCAGAAAAUUUCCCAAACUGUAUUCCCAUUGCAUACUUAAUCGAGCCCCGCAUGAGUAAUUUUUGGAUAUGUGUACAUUUAUAUCUUCCUGACAGAGUUAUUCGAUGAUAUCCAAAGGGCCAGACAGGUCAGUGAUGAUAACUCUGAAACACACUAUAAAAAGAUUGAAUUAGGCCAAGCUCCUCAGUUUAGUGUCUGAAAAUAAACUCUUUUCAUAGGAUUUGAAUGUGGUUUCAUUAAAGGAAGCUGCGGCUCAUGUAGAAAUGAAAAGUAUACUCUGAGGCUGUCAUAACACUGUGUGUGUAGGUGGUGAUGCACUUGAGGGUUACUGGUUUACAGAGUGAAUGGAGAGGGAGGGGAAACCUGGCAAGCAGAGACUUUUAUCAUUUAUUUCAAAGAGUAUUUCAAAGAAUAUCUUUUUAAACUCUUUUUUACUGUGCGUCCCAUUCAUCAAUAGUGAAUCAAAGACCUGUCCUCUGAGGUCUUAAUUUUCUAAACCACUUAGACUGAAGGAAAUCAGAGAAAUUUUUUUUUAAGAUUUAUUUAUU
Canis lupus familiaris (dog) is the source of this 3337-nucleotide messenger RNA. RefSeq names its product urotensin 2B (gene UTS2B). NCBI's taxonomy places the organism in Eukaryota, Metazoa, Chordata, Mammalia, Carnivora, Canidae. Gene Ontology annotation, cellular component: extracellular region. The record is from RefSeq and is a predicted model, not a curated record. The transcript has 7 exons. Gene Ontology annotation, molecular function: hormone activity. Gene Ontology annotation, biological process: blood vessel diameter maintenance; regulation of blood pressure. The coding region runs from base 411 to 872 and encodes 153 amino acids.